UCUCCAUGGCGGAGAGAAGGAUUCCUUCCGGCAGCGGUAGUGGAGGUCAGGUAUUUCCAGAUUAUCGUCCUGCUCUUCCUCCUCCUCGGCCUUGGAUUGCGCCCGGGAUGUGGCAGCCGCAGCCUCAUCGGGCAAUGUACGAGGAGACGAUCAAGCGCUUGGAUAAUGCGGCCGUCACAGCUUACCAGCAGGCUCUUGGCGAUGGCAACGGUGUCACAGUCGCGGCGGUUCUCGGCAGAAUGCUGUGUCAGCUGGGGAUUUACUCGCUGGAGUCGAUUGGUGUGCAAAUGCACCAAGUCCCUUGCUUGAGAACGCUAUCGGCAAUCGAAGGAAAGGUGAACGCCUAUAUAGUGGCUUAUGUUGCAGGGAACCGGAUCACGACGCUCCACGACCUGGUUCUCGGGCUGUGCGAGGAGGAACGAGUUGAUACGUUUGAUGAUCUUGGCCUUGGACCUGUCGUAAAACACGCCCUCGUCCAGCAAAUUUUUUCUGCCGGAUUGAUGCAAGUUUACAAGAUUACUGCGUUGGAGGUUUUAGAGGACUUGAACAGGGUGAUGGAGAAAAAACAGCACGUUGAUCCGGCUGCUCUACUCUCCUUCAUUGCCGAAGAGAGAAGUGUGGACGUCAAAAGACUCUGCGUUCGCAUUCAAAGCCUCGGGAUGUACAUUGGUAUCACUCGGGAAGUGAAACGGAAAGAAAAAGAAGCUCUACAAAAGUGGGAGGCAAACAUGAAGAAAGCCCGCGAACAGAGGGAAGCUAUACAGAGAGCCCUGAGAGGAACGCAAACCAACACUAACGUCGAAUCCUCUGCGUCCCAGAAACCUUCACACAUACGGUUCUGCUACUCCGAUUCUGAUUCUGACGACAACAAGGCAGUACCUCCGAGGCAUAGCACAUGUCCAUUUCCAUCCUCACGAGAAGAACAGAGAAAACCUUGUGGAGAAAUGGUGGACAACGAAUUUUCUCUCAAAAAAUCUGCUGUCUCUGAUUUUGUUCGUACUUGGAAGCGCUGUUGCCACGAUUCUCCAGUGACCGAGGUACUUAAGCGAAUGCUUGCUCAAGUAACCAGUGAAAAGAAUUUGAGGAGGCUUUUCAAACUCUUUAAAACUCGUCCAGCACUUGCAUUGCUGAACAUCGCUGUAGCCUCCAUGAAAGGCUGCUUUCAUUCGUCAGAUGAAGACAUGGAUGCAACAGUGCAAUGCUCCACUGCAGAAGUGGAAAAAGCUUUUGAGUCGCUAUCGGGAUUCGACUACGAAAUCAGCAGAGCAUCGAUUGUUGAGUUUGUAGCAACGUGGAGAGAUACUUGCCGCGACUGUUCUGUGGCUCAGGCACUGAAUCACAUUCUAGCGGAUACCAAGGGAAGUCGUAAAGUUCGCUACUUCAAAUUCUAUCCGGUGGCUCAAAUACUUCAUGUUGCUUUAGUCUCUAUCAAUUCUGGAGAAUGGGACGUCAUAGCUCCAGAAGCGAUCUCUGAUGACGACGACGUAGUAGCUCUUGUGGAAGCUCCUCCCGCGUGCACUGGUACCAAUGACGAGGUUUUCUCAGUGAUCAAGGAACAUUUUGAACGAUACGUUCCAACAACGCACGGGAAUGGCAGGUGGUGGUGCAAUGUUCUGAAUUGGGCCAUUGGCUGUGAGAAGCUGCUUUACAGUUCAUUCACAGAUAAGGUGUUUUCCAGUCUAGGAUGCAAAAGUCUUCUGAACUAUCUGGAAGUGCAUCUCGACAGGGUGAUGGUGAUGGAAAACAGAAGCUUAAUCGAUACCACUACAGUUCCACGGAAUCGCAUGCAAGCGUUUGGUCGGCAAGCGUCGAAUGCAGAUGCCACUUUGUCAGAGAAGGAUAUAUCAGUCCGGUGCUGCAAGCAGUUCAAUCUAGCAACGACAAGCUUUGAGGAUCUUACCCCAGAUGAUAUCAGGAGACCAAGCACAGUUUACUUCUCGGUAGCGUUACUUGGGGAAUAUUUGCCAAAUUUCAGUGCCAAGGUUGGCAAGCUUGGAAGUAAGACAGACGCAGAUGCCGAAGCAUGUCUCGUAAAGGCACCAAUGCUAGCUGACUUGACACUUUGGUCGCAAUGGACGGACAUCUAUGAGCCUCAACUUGGUCCUCUUCUAGAGUGGCUCGAGCAUGGAAGAUGCAACCGGCAGGUUCUAGCUGUUGCGACCAGGGAUGGCAAGCUCUUGCGAGUAGAUGGAGAUGCAAGCGUAGAUAGCUUUCUCGAUGCAGUUAUAAACGGGCGGUCUUUGGAUGUUGCGGCGCAGCUGGUAUCUCUAGUAGUGUUGUACGGAGGAGCAGCAAGAACUCCAAAAGCGCUACUCCAGACACAUGCGCUUAAAGGGCUACAAAUAUACUUCGAUCGAGCAAGGGUAAACAAUGGCCGGAAAAGGAAGCAGGAAAACCGUCACGAAGCAGCCUGCUUUAUACUUGACUGCCUUGCAAGCGCGCCUCACGAUUUUAUUGAGUUCUCGGCGGAGGUUCUUUACGCUGGACUUUCCAGAGUGUUCCCGGAUGCUGGCUCCCUACUUCUACAAAACUGUAGCAGCGUCCUUCAUCACUUGAUGCUUCACAGGGUGGGAUUGGCGUUGGGCGUUCCGCAGUGGAUUAACGACUACUCCACUUUUGAAGCUGCAAGUCAUGCAGAUGAGAGCUAUCGGGAUAGCUCUUCCGCCUGUGAGAACCACUUCAAGAAACCGAGGCGUGACGAGACCGUUUUGUCUGAGCGACAACCGGGUAGUCAAGCCCGUUCUGUGAAGAAGGAGGUGGCUGAUAUGUCGGAAGAAAGCCUCGAUAGUGAUGCGAGAGAAGUGGUACGAAUGAUACGUAAGGACGAGUUUGGUUUCGAGGAACAAGACGAAGUAACUCAGUCUGGACUACUUGCGAAGCAGCAUGCUCGAAUGGGCCGUGCCUUGGAGUGCCUUUCUCAGAAUUUGUAUUCGGAAGAUUGUCACUUCAUCCUUGAGCUGGUGCAAAAUGCCGAUGACAAUAGCUAUCCUCUGAACGCCCAUCCCACACUCGCUUUUAUCAUUCAAAAAGACCGGAUCGUCGUUUUAAACAAUGAGAAGGGCUUUACAGCGAAGAACAUCCGUGCUCUUUGUGAUGUCGGGAAGUCCACAAAGAAAGGGGUACCUGCAGGCUACAUUGGACACAAAGGAAUAGGAUUCAAAUCAGUCUUCAGAGUCACAGAGUCUCCACAAAUACAUUCAAACGGCUUUCACGUCAAGUUCGACAUAUCAGAGAGCUCUAUCGGCUUUAUCUUACCGACGUGGGUGCAGUCUCCUCUUGAUAACGCUUACCUUGAGAACGUCCUUUCACAAGCAACUGGAGAAGAUACCUGGUGCAUCAACACUCGUAUCGAUCUUCCUCUUCGGGCGUCCGUAGUCGAGGCCAACUCUAUGUCACGCAUGUUCCAAGACGUACAACCCAAACUACUACUCUUCCUUCACAAGCUGCGAACGGUUGUCGUCAAGAACGAAGCAUCGGAUUCGUGCUUGACCAUGCGUCGUCAAGAUAUUGGAAACAACAUCAUCAAGCUGACAGAUGGAAGGAGCACAGGUACUUUUCUCGUCGUGAGGCAGCUUCUUGACGCGCCUAUGGAUCGGGCUGGGGUUCCGGACACUGAGCUUGCUCUUGCUUUCGAGCUGAAGGAGAGCCGUGAUGGACACUACGCGGCACUUGCCGUUCAGCAACAGGUGUUCGCCUUUCUACCAGUACGCUCUUACGGGCUGAAGUUCGUCGUACAGGGCGACUUCAUUCUUCCAUCUUCACGGGAAGACUUGGACCGGGACAGUGCAUGGAACCAGUGGUUACGUGCUGAGGUUCCAAAGCUCUUCCUACAAUCACUCCACUGCUUUCAAUCAUCUGCAGUCUUUGGAAGCCGCAUUGAAGCUAUAUCAAGCUACUUGAGCUACGUUCCCGUUGAAGGCGAGGUGCUUGGUUUUUUCUCUUCGGUCCCGAGGAUUAUUCUAUCCUUGCUACGAGCUGCUCCUUGCCUGCCUGUUGAAGGUUCAGAGCUCUGGUCGCUGCCAUGCACAACCUUGAGAGGAUGGGGCGACGCAUUUCGACUGCUGGUACCCGAUGACAUGCUGAAAAAGUAUUUGGGACUGCUCUACCUUGACAGAGAGGUGAUCAUCAGCGAUAUUCUUGCAUCGGCCUUGGGAGUUCCGGAGUAUGGAGUGGAGACGCUGGUUGGCUUGCUGAAAGCUGCUGCUAAAUCGCUGGACGACCUGGGAAUAGAAUGGCUGCGAAGGUGUCUUGUGGAAAUCCACAAGUGCUUUGCCUACGAGAAACAGAACUUUGUACAUCAGGAGCAGAAGGUGGCGGGAACUCUGCGAGGUGUUCCUUUCAUUCCUCUAUCUUCUGGCGGAUUCACAUCACUAGAGGACGGACUAGUUUGGUUCCUUGAUGGCGAAGGUUUACAGGGACACUCUAAAGAUUUCCUGGACCUCUAUUCGGACAUUAGAACCGUGAGUCCGUUCCUUAUCGACGAGGAAAGCACCGCUGGUACUAUAAAGGAGAUGCUUGUGAAGCUGGGGGUUAAGGUGGUGACUGCGCAUGAAGUUAUCAAGAGCCACGUUUUACCAGCAAUGGCAAGCGUGGAUUGUCUCGAGAAAGAUCCAUCACUUCUCCUGCAGUACCUGGCUUACUGCGCCUUACACUUUGACAAGCUCGACAAUUGCCGAAGCUGUCAAGCAGAGAAGGACGGACUUUUAUCUCAGCUCAGGAAUACAGCGAUUGUUCUCACUAAGGACGGCCUGCGCAGCGUCGCUGAACACAGCAUACACUUCGGCAAGGAACUGGGCAACAUUGUCGACGUCGAAAAAUUGCUCGAGGAUGCUCCAGUGCCAUGGUGUGAGGUUGAUAGCAAGUACCUCCAGUUCAAUCCAUCACCGGCGUUUUGGCGGAAGUUCUUCAUGUCGCUGGGAGUCAGCGACUUUAUCAACGUGCUGCCGUCGAAGGUGAGGGUCGGGGAUAAAUCAUCUACCGUCUGGAAGAACGAGAGUUGGAAGCACGCGGAUGGGAACACUGCCUGGAUUAUACAAGACUGGGGAUGCGCCGACUCGUUCCGCAUAUGCAACGCUCUUGCACGGAGUGGAAGGCCUGAAAAUUGCAGGCUUUUCCUGACGGUGUUGGACAGUAUGUGGGAUGAGCACUACGAUCGGUUCUCGAAAGGCAGCUACAGUGUGGAAGGUGCUCCCAGCAUUGGUGACGACUGUGAGUCGUCUUUUGUUUUGCAACUCCGAGGGUACACUUGGAUCGGUUCCAGCUUGGACCAUCAACUUCAUAAGCCAACGGAGCUGUUUCACAAAAGCGUGGAAUCGAUGCUAGGAAGCUAUGUUUCCUAUGCCCGGCCUCAGGUUGGUAGUAGCAAACUGGCAAAAGCUUUGGGUCUACAUACAGAGGUGCGACUGGAGGAUAUAAUAAAUUUAAUGAAGCUGCUCAAUGAAAGAGAAAAAGAAGGAAGCUGUUCAAUCAGCAUUGGCCAGAUGGAAAGAGUAUACACGUUUUUGUGCGAGAAAAUGGACAAGCAGGAGUUGCAGAGGCAGUUUGAAUCUUCUACUUACAUAUUUUUACCUUCCGUUCGAGUGACGAGAACCAACGAAAAUGUCACUGGAAAUCUUUAUUCAGCUGCACAGGUUACUUGGGAAGAUCCGUUUGGUUUUGACGAUUCGACGGAUGGGAAAGUUCCUGUCAGAACACUUUGCCACGUUUACUCAGCGGAAAUGCGAGAUUUCUUCGUCGAAGGAUGCUGCGUGCCUGACGUACCUGACUUCGAUGCUUAUAUCAGCAUACUCCAGCACAUUGCUGGAACCGUGCCACCUUCUAAGAUCCUUGACAAGGUUCUGGAGCUUUUUGCUCAUUGGUCGCGAGAACUUGACAAUGGCAAAAUGAAACCGGAAGAGCUGGAUCGUCGAACGAAUGCGUUGCGAGCGAGCGGUGCUCCCAUUUUACCGACAACGCAGAACACUUGGACGGGUUUGACAGAUGCGGACCGCAUAUUGUGCUGGUGUGACGAUGCCAAGCUUGUUGAUGCGUUCGACUACUUAGACAGUGCAGUCAAGUUCGUGGAUGUCGGGAGAUCUUCAGCUCCGAUCAUGUCCUUCUUGACGGGAAUCGGAGUAUCUCGCUUUUCGGAGGUAGUUGAAAAGGAAGCCAUUAUUUAUGGCCCAAAUAGCUCGCCAGAGCUUGAAAACAUCAUUUCGCUGGUUCUUCCAUAUGGUCAGAGGUAUUUGAUACAGUUUCAUCCGGAGAAUUACAGACGCUGCAAGGAAGAUGGGUGUCUUCGUGAAUUUCAGUGCUUCAUUGUGGACAGGCUGUUUUCGCGGUACAAGCUUAAGUCGACAGGAUUUUUUUCGCGUCACAGGAUUCCCUGCAAUUGCUUACUAGAGGACAAUAAACUCUAUGUUUCUUCCACGCAUAUCCAAGAGUAUGCUUCCAUUUUUCUAGAGCUCUCGCGUCUUUUCUUCAGUGGCACGCAACACACGCCUCUAGCCAACUUCUUGCACUUGGUAGCACUUCAAGCCAAGGGUCUGGCGGACGAUGAUGAUUUGGAGUCUCUGGUUUCAAGCUCGCAGAACCUGAUGCCUCUCCCUACGGAAGAGGCGCCCUGGAAGCUGGGAGGGAGCCAGAGGCACAACCCGAGCACGUCAACCAUGGCAGCCCGGGCCGACGAGUUUCUCGAGCGGCAGAGAACAAAAUCGAAGACCGCCAGGCACUCCAUCGAAGCUCCCGGCGAUAGUGCAGUGCUCCAGAAGCAGAAUGUAAUCGAUCUGGACGACUACAACUUCACUGAGCAGCAGGCAGACGACGCUCAAGAGCUCAGCGUGGUCGACCGCGACAAGCUCGUAUCAUCACGUCCGGCAAACCGGGAGCAGCAGGAAGUUACUGGAAGAAACGGCGAGAAGAUGGUAUACGAGCACCUGUGUAGGAAGCACGGCCAGGACGCCAUGGUCUCGUGGGUGAACGAGGAGGUGGAAACGGGCUGUGCUUACGACAUUGUGGUGGAGUGGUCGGACGGGCGGAAGAAGUUUGUGGAGGUGAAGUCGACAAGAUCGAGCAGCAAGGAUUGGUUCGAGUUAUCUCCCUGGGAGUGGGAGUUUGCGAGCAAGAUGGGCGAUGGAUACAGCAUCAUCCGGAUCCAGAUGCUCCAGAACAAGCAGCAGGCUCGGCUUAUGACGUUUGACAAUCCAGUGCAGCUGUGCCGAGACAAAGUCUUGCAGUUGGCCGUGCUGGUUCCACAUUCAUAGGAAGAUAUUCUUUUAAACCCUUCCACUCCAUAUAUUAACUUAUUUGCUUCAAGGUUGAUUCGAAGAUGAGAAGAUCAGGAUGCUUUCUUGCACCUUUGUGAGUUACGUAUGAUUUAUAAAAUACCAUGCAAAUUGACACUUGAA
Messenger RNA from Selaginella moellendorffii, 7385 nucleotides. RefSeq lists its product as uncharacterized. Bases 6 to 7241 code for a protein of 2411 amino acids. The transcript is spliced from 15 exons. The record is from RefSeq and is a predicted model, not a curated record. NCBI's taxonomy places the organism in Eukaryota, Viridiplantae, Streptophyta, Lycopodiopsida, Selaginellales, Selaginellaceae.